Acanthosepion pharaonis is the source of this 1020-nucleotide messenger RNA. The record is from the annotation of a GenBank genome assembly. NCBI's taxonomy places the organism in Eukaryota, Metazoa, Mollusca, Cephalopoda, Sepiida, Sepiidae.
AUGUUCUUCUUCUUCUUCUUCCUACUUCAAGUUGUUCUUUUUCUUUUUCUUCAUUCUUCUUGUUCUUCUUGUUCUUCUUUCUUCUUCAUGUUCUUCUUCUUCUUCUUUCUUCAUGUUCUUCUUCUUCUUUCUUCAUGUUCUUUCUUCUUCAUAUUCUUCUUUCUUCGUGUUCUUCUUCUUCAUUCUUCAUGGUCUUCUUCUUCUUUUUUUCCUUCUUCAUGUUCUUCUUCUUUCUUCUUCUUCUUCUUUAUUUUUUUUUUUUUUUUUCUUCUUUUUCUUUUCUUCCUUUUUUAUUCAUGGUUUUCUUUUUUUUUUUUUUCUUUUUUCAUGGUCUUCUUCUUCUUCUUUCUUCAUGUUCUUCCUCGUCUUUUUCUUCAUUCUUCUUGUUCUUGUUCUUUCUCUUUCUUCUUCAUGUUCUUCUUUUUCUUCUUUUCAAAAUAUUCUUCUAAUUUUUCUUCUUUCUUCAUAUUCUUCAUCUUCUUCUUUUUCUUUCUUCUUCAUAUUCUUCUUCUUCUUCCUUCUUCGUGGUCUUCUUCUUUUUCUUCAUUCUUUUUGUUCUUCUUUUUCUUCCUUCUUUAUGGUCUUUUUCUUCUUUUUCUUCCUUCUUCAUGUUCUUCUUCUUUUUCUUCAUUCUUCUUGUUCUACUUCUUCUUUCUUCAUGUUUUUCUUUUUCUCUUUCUUCAUGUUCCUCUCUUUCUUUUUCUUCCUUCUUCAUGGUCUUCUUCUUCUUCCUUUUUCAUAUUCUUCUUCUUUUUCUUCAUUCUUCUUGUUCUUCUUCUUUUUCUUCAUUCUUCAUGUUCUUCUUCUUCUUUUUCGUCAUUCUUCUUCUUCUUCUUCGCCACCUCUUCUUCUUCCGUCGGAGCUAUAAUAUGUAGCAGAAUUGAGAAAUUUCCUAAAAACAAAACAAUAAACCUUCUUUCACUCUCCCUCUCACUGUCUCUUCCCCUCUCUCCCUCUCUCUCUCCCCCUCUCUCUCUCUCUCUCGAUCUAUCUCUUUUAAGUAUUCCGUCUGACUUUUGA